Messenger RNA from Aureobasidium pullulans EXF-150, 3902 nucleotides. RefSeq names its product GTPase-activating protein GYP5. The record is from RefSeq and is a predicted model, not a curated record. The transcript is spliced from 2 exons. NCBI's taxonomy places the organism in Eukaryota, Fungi, Ascomycota, Dothideomycetes, Dothideales, Saccotheciaceae. Bases 225 to 3737 code for a protein of 1170 amino acids.
GACGACCUGCUUGUCAAGAGAAGAAGAAGGACAAAUUCAACUAUCGCUAUCGAGAAUCCAUAUCGCAGUGCAAAGCACACAAAGUCACAGCUCGCAUGCCGACUUGAAGAUAGACUACCCGGCUUCUGGGCCAUCAAUCGUCUGCUCUGACUGGUCUACUGACCUUCCCCAUCGCUUGAAGCUAUCGACACUCGAGGUGCAUACAAAGGACCAACAAUAGCAUCAUGUGGAACAGCUUGUCCAACUUUGCGCAAAAGGCGCAGGUCUUUGUCGACCAGAACCUGCAGCCGGCCUUGAACAACCUCGCGCCCUCGGACAACCGCUCAUCCAAGGCCGCCCUCUUCCGUCACCAGUUCCGUCUGCCAGAUUCGCAAAAUCCCCUUUACGAGAUCACUGCCGAACUGACCUUGCCGCCUAAGACGCCCUCGUCAUCCAAGUCACCGACCGAUACACCACGCAAGAGCCAUGAGCAGAGAAACAACUGGGAUCGCGAACGUGGAAACCACUACGUCGGUCGCUUGCAUCUGUCUGAGAAGUUCCUGUGUUUCUCGACGCAGAACUCGAGCUUCUCGCCUACUGCUAGCACUUCGUUGUCUACUGUCUUCACUGGCCAGACCAAUGGAGCUGGCCCUGCUGGCAAUGGCUUCACACUCCCUCUAUGCGCUGUGCGUCGUGUCGAGCGUCUGCACAGUCAGAGCUACAUGUUCGCCCUGUCUAUCACUACAUGGAAUGGCUACCCUGCUGCGGAUGAGAAGAACACAAAACACACAGCCAAGACUGCUCCUCCAGCACCAAAGCUCACUAUCCAGCUGGCUGGCAGUAGAGUGCAGUGCGAGAAGUUCUGUGACAUGCUGAAGAAGGGUCUACGUGAGGGCAUGCGUGAAGUCGAUGGUAUGCGCAAGGUCGUGGGAGAGUGCUACUCCGAGUACAUGCUGGCUGCUGAGGCCAAGCGUCGCAAUGAGAAAGACGCUCCUGCUGAGAAGUUGAUCGACGAUCAGAAUCCUGAAGAGCAGUUGAAGCCUCCAGAUGCUGGUUUGGGUAUGCAGUUCCGCUAUCCUGGUGACCCAAAGAAACUCAGAGACAAGGGCAAGAUGAGAUUGUGGUACGAGUAUCUACGAGAAAAUGGCCGCAAUGCCACUCUUGUCAGACAACCAGAUCUCCCUCGGCUCGUGAGAAUUGGUCUACCGAACAGACUUCGUGGAGAAGUGUGGGAGCUCACAUCAGGCUCCUUCUACCUACGAAUGCAACAACCCAAGCUCUACCAGGACACAUUAGCAAAAUACGAGGGCCAACAUUCGCUCGCUAUCGACGAGAUCGAAAAAGACCUGAAUCGCAGUCUGCCCGAGUACCCUGGUUUCCAGAGCGAAGAAGGCAUCGGCCGCCUACGCCGCGUUCUCACUGCGUACAGUUGGACCAACCUCGAAGUUGGUUACUGUCAAGCCAUGAAUAUCGUUGUGGCUGCUCUGUUGAUCUAUCUCUCCGAAACCCAAGCUUUCUACCUUCUAGCCAUUCUUUGCGAUCGUCUCCUACCAGGCUAUUACUCGCAAACCAUGUACGGCACUCUCUUGGAUCAACGAGUCUUCGAAUCACUUGUUGAGAGAACAUUGCCCAUUUUGUCCGAACAUCUAGCCAAAUCAGACGUCCAACUCUCAGUCGUUUCGCUUCCAUGGUUCCUCUCCCUCUACAUCAAUUCAAUGCCCCUCAUGUUCGCAUUCCGUGUUUUGGAUGUUUUCUUCCUUGAGGGCCCCAAGGUCUUGUUCCAAAUUGGUCUGGCCAUUCUCAGGGUCAAUGGAGAGGAGCUUCUGGACGCCACAGACGAUGGUACUUUCAUCUCUGUUCUCAAAUCAUACUUUGCUCGUCUCGGCGAGUCGGCCCACCCCAGAUCCGAAAACCCCAAGCUGAGAGCUGUCACAAACUUCCAAGCGCUCAUGGUUGUUGCUUUCAAGGAGUUCUCUGGCAUCACACAACAAAGUAUCUCCGAUCUCAGAGCAAAGCACAAGGAUGCUGUACUCGACAAUAUCGAGUCCUUCGCAAAGCGCACAUCCAUCAGAAAUCUUGGACCUGAGAGCAAGAAGUUGAGCACCCUCGAUCUUGGUUUCUUGUACGACAGAUUCUAUGGUGUGCUCUACGAAAGACAGCAGAGGAUGGAAAUGAUUCAACAAGAGCAAGAGCGCAAGGCAAAGGCUGCAAAGACCAAGGCUUCAGAAAUUGUCAGUGGUAUUCCUAGCAAUGUUGAGAAGGGCAGAGUCGGUCUUGGUCCCAGUCCUACUGAGAUGGAUUACGACAGCUUCAGAGAGUUCCUGGCUGGUCUUGCCAGAUGGGCGAUCACCGACUCGCCUAGCUCGCCCGCCAAACAAGACUCGGAGAAGAACGGAGGAUACUUCAGCAAUACUUUCCGCGCUCGCUCUGUGUCGUUGUCGCCUUGGGGUUCUGGACCCGAGCCUACGGAUCACGAGUUUAUGAAGCGUCUGUUCAAGUCUUGGGACACUGACAAUUCCGAAGCUCUCAACCUGCAGAAGGUCGUGGCCGGCUUUGCCCGCAUCAAGGGCCCUCGCGACAUCAUGUCCAACAUCAGCUACUUCUUCGAUCUCUACGAUGACGACAAUGAUGGAAAAGUCGAUAGAGAGGGUAUCCUACGCAUAUCAGAGGCUUUGCUCUUCUUGUCGAGGCGAGGUGUCAUUGGAGUCACACCUUCUGCAUCCUCAACCAACCUUGCCGCACAGGCAGAACUCGGACCUGACGGUAUGCCGAUGAAGGUCAACAAGGAUGAACAGUUCUUGAGCAGCAUUUCGGCUUUCAUUAGGAGAUGUUUCGAGUAUGCUGACCCUGAUCAAUCGCCCGAUGGCACCGAACAACCCUCCACCGACGCCACCGCGAAGACCGAGAAAGAGUCUGAAGACUCAGUAUCGGCUGCAGCAGACAAUCUCAAUUCCUUCAGUAUUGGUGACGAUGACGAUGAUGAGGAUGCUGAGGAAGAUCUAGUCAAAUUCGAUGAAGACGAAAAGACCAACCCAGAGAGCACAAAGCCGCAAGACGAUGAUAACACCUCAGUACCAUCCAUCACCAAGACGCCUGUAACGCCGAUCAGCAAUGCUCCAUUCAGCUUCGGUCAGACAACACCGAGCAAGAACGCGAGCGCCAACAAGGCUCUCGACCCCAACCACCCUUUGUUCAUCACUCUUCCCACCUUCCGCAUGCUCAUCCUCGCCGAUGAAGCGCUCGAGACCUUCUUCGACUCGGGCUUCCCUAACUCCUUCCAUCUCGCCGAUGCACCUCUGCCCGCCGGUACCGUGUCGACCGCCAACCUCACUACUUUCAGCAACCUGCCAGCCAAGGUCAAUCUGCCCGUACUCAGCCCCGGCGGACCUGGAGCAGGUGUCAUGGCACCCGGAAAGGGACUUCGUGGUAUGCUCGACAACAUCGUUACGGAUGGUAUGCGUGUGGCCGCCGAAGUCCGCCGCCGUAUGGACGAAGCUCAACGUGAGAUCGACCGUGGCGCUUCUACUCGUGGCACAGAGUCAGAUGACGAAGAGGAGGAUGAAGGUGGUCGUGAUUUGCUGGAGGGCGCCGAAGUUGAUGCUGCCGCUCCCCCACUACCGCCUGCACGUACCGAGAGUAUUGAUGCUGCCGCCGAGAAGACAAUGGCACAAGAGGUGGAAGCUGCGAAGAUGGACAAGGGCAAGGGAAAGGCGAAGGAAAUUGAUGAUAUCCAGAAGAGUACGGUGUUUGAGCGAUAGAUUCCUUAUGACUAUAGCUUUGAAUUGGAGUUUAUGAGAUUGAAGACAAGAUGUCGUCGUUACAUGGUAGAACAAGUGAAACGAUAGCGGUCUGUGUCCUUUUGGUACUUGGUGUUCGGGGCAAGCGGCUUUUGGUUGUCGUCGUCGGUUUCUUUUCUCCACGCU